CUGUCAAUGUCAAAUCAAAUGUCAUUAAGUAUUUUGUGAAUUUGUUUGUUUUUAUUUCGUCUCUAUUUGAACCACUAUUGUUAUUAAAUUCGUUAUUUAUAAAUAAGAAAAUAUGGAUCUAGAAAUGGGUGGGUUUACCCAUGAAGAUUUUUAUUUGCCACCUGUAAAAUACGAGUAUCUAGAUCAUACUGCAGAUGUUCAGCUCCAUGCAUGGGGCGACAGCCUCAAGGAGGCUUUUGAACAAUGUGGAGUUGCCAUGUUUGGUUACAUGACUGAACUGAACUACGUCCAGAUCAAAGAGGUCCACACCAUUGAGGCCACAGCGGAUGACAUGAUGGGGCUACUCUACCAUUUCCUUGAUGAACUACUGUUCCUCUUCUCCUGUGAACCCAACAUCAUCUGCAAAAAGUUAGAAAUAACAGAAUUUAACACUGAAGAGUUCCGGAUAUCUUGCAAGUGUUACGGUGAAGAGUUUCAGAUUGGCAAGCACCCUCAGGGCACAGAGGUUAAGGCAAUUACCUACUCAGCUAUGCAAAUUGUAGAUGAACCUAAGGAUAAUAAGUUUGAAGUGUUUGUAAUUAUAGAUAUUUAAAUAAAA
Molecule: messenger RNA, 598 nt
Organism: Plutella xylostella (diamondback moth)
Lineage: Eukaryota; Metazoa; Arthropoda; Insecta; Lepidoptera; Plutellidae
Gene: Archease
Product: protein archease
Biological process (GO): tRNA splicing, via endonucleolytic cleavage and ligation
Cellular component (GO): tRNA-splicing ligase complex
Source: RefSeq, a predicted model, not a curated record